Rangifer tarandus platyrhynchus (Svalbard reindeer) is the source of this 4050-nucleotide messenger RNA. NCBI's taxonomy places the organism in Eukaryota, Metazoa, Chordata, Mammalia, Artiodactyla, Cervidae. The record is from the annotation of a GenBank genome assembly.
AUGGUCAUCAAAACGGACGAGUUGCCGGCGGCAGCCCCGGCGGACAGCGCUCGGGAGCCCAGCUCGCAGGCCGGUGUCAAGGGGCGGCCAGGAGCGGCGGAGCUGCCUUCAGUCAUGCUGUUGAAUGGGGACUGCCCAGAGAGCCUGAAGAAGGAAGAACGGGCUGCGGAACCGCCCCGGGAAAACGGGCUCGAUGAGAGCGAGCCAGGAGAGGAGACCCCCGGACAGGAAGUCAUCGUCAUUCAGGACACAGGCUUUUCGGUGAAGAUCCUGGCUCCUGGGGUCGAGCCCUUCUCCCUCCAGGUAUCACCCCAGGAGAUGGUGCAGGAGAUCCACCAGGUGCUCAUGGACCGUGAAGACACAUGUCACCGCACCUGCUUCUCAUUGCACCUGGAUGGCAACAUGCUGGACCACUUCUCAGAGCUGCGCAGUGUGGAGGGGCUGCAGGAGGGCUCGGUGCUACGCGUGGUAGAAGAGCCGUACACAGUGCGAGAAGCCCGCAUCCACGUGCGCCACGUUCGAGACCUGCUCAAGAGCCUAGACCCCUCCGAUGCCUUCAAUGGGGUUGACUGCAACUCCUUGUCCUUCCUGAGUGUCUUUACCGAUGGCGACCUGGGAGACAGCGGGAAGCGGAAGAAAGGCUUGGAGAUGGACCCCAUCGACUGCACACCGCCCGAAUACAUCCUUCCUGGGAGCCGGGAGCGGCCAUUGUGUCCUCUGCAGCCCCAGAACCGGGACUGGAAGCCCCUGCAGUGCCUGAAGGUGCUCACCAUGAGCGGCUGGAACCCGCCCCCUGGGAACCGCAGGAUGCAUGGGGACCUCAUGUACCUGUUCGUAAUCACAGCUGAGGACCGGCAAGUCAGCAUCACAGCCUCCACCCGGGGAUUUUACCUGAACCAGUCCACGGCAUACCACUUCAACCCCAAGCCUGCCAGCCCCCGCUUCCUCAGCCAUUCCCUGGUGGAGCUGCUCAACCAGAUCAGCCCAACCUUCAAAAAAAACUUUGCCGCCCUGCAGAAGAAAAGGGUCCAGCGCCACCCCUUCGAGAGGAUCGCCACCCCAUUCCAGGUGUACAGCUGGACAGCGCCCCAGGCGGAGCACGCCAUGGACUGCGUGCGGGCGGAGGAUGCCUACACCUCCCGGCUGGGCUACGAGGAGCACAUUCCCGGACAGACCCGGGACUGGAACGAGGAGCUGCAGACCACACGGGAGCUGCCUCGGAAAAACCUGCCUGAGCGACUGCUGCGAGAAAGAGCCAUAUUCAAGGUGCACAGUGACUUCACGGCGGCAGCCACGCGGGGCGCCAUGGCGGUCAUCGACGGCAACGUGAUGGCCAUCAACCCCAGCGAGGAGACCAAGAUGCAGAUGUUCAUUUGGAACAACAUCUUCUUCAGCCUGGGCUUCGAUGUUCGCGACCACUACAAGGACUUCGGCGGGGACGUGGCGGCCUACGUGGCGCCCACCAACGACCUGAACGGCGUGCGCACGUACAACGCGGUGGACGUGGAGGGGCUGUACACGCUGGGCACGGUGGUGGUGGAUUACCGUGGCUACCGGGUCACAGCCCAGUCCAUCAUCCCCGGCAUCCUGGAGCGGGACCAGGAGCAGAGUGUCAUCUACGGCUCCAUUGACUUCGGCAAGACGGUGGUGUCGCACCCGCGGUACCUGGAGCUGCUGGAGCGCACGAGCCGGCCCCUCAAGAUCCUGAGGCACCGGGUGCUCAACGACCGGGACGAGGAGGUGGAGCUCUGCUCCUCCGUGGAGUGCAAGGGCAUCAUCGGCAACGACGGGCGCCACUACAUCCUGGACCUGCUGCGCACCUUCCCCCCCGACCUCAACUUCCUGCCCGUGCCCGGCGAGGCCCUGCCGGAGGAGUGCACCCGCGCCGGCUUCCCCCGCGCACACCGCCACAAGCUGUGCUGUCUGCGCCAGGAGCUGGUGGACGCCUUCGUGGAGCACAGGUAUCUGCUCUUCAUGAAGCUGGCAGCCCUACAGCUGAUGCAGCAGAAGGCCAGCAAGAUGGAGAGCCCCACGUCACUGGAGAACGGCGACGCCCCAUCCUCGGAGUCCAAGCCUGAAGACCCUCCAGCCCCCGAGGCAGGAGGCGAGGAGGAGGGCAGCAGUGCUAGUGGCCUGGCCAAGGUGAAGGAGCUGGCGGAGACCAUUGCCUCGGACGACGGGACAGCAGACCCUCGGAGUCGGGAGGUGAUCCGCAACGCAUGCAAAGCUGUGGGUUCCAUCAGCAGCACGGCCUUCGAUGUCCGCUUCAACCCUGACAUCUUCUCGCCGGGAGUGCGCUUCCCUGAGUCCUGCCAGGAGGAGGUUCGGGACCAGAAGCAGCUGCUGAAAGACGCCGCUGCCUUCCUGCUCUCCUGCCAGAUACCUGGCUUGGUGAAGGACUUCACAGACCACGCGGUGCUGCCCAUGGACGGGGCCACGCUGGCCGAGGUGAUGCGCCAGCGUGGCAUCAACAUGCGCUACCUGGGCAAGGUGCUGGACUUGGUGAUGCAGAGCCCGGCCCGCGACCAGCUGGACCACAUCCACAAAAUUGGCAUUGGAGAGCUCAUCACCCGCUCUGCCAAGCACAUCUUCAAGACGUACCUACAGGGAGUCGAGCUCUCAGGGCUCUCGGCUGCCAUCAGCCACUUCCUGAACUGCUUCCUGAGCUCCUACCCCAACCCCGUGGCCCACCUGCCCGCCGACGAGCUCAUCUCCAAGAAGAGGAACAGGAGGAGGCGAAACCGGCCUCCAGGGGCAGCGGAUAACACAGCCUGGGCCGUCAUGACCCCCCAGGAGCUUUGGAAGAACAUCUGCCAGGAGGCCAAGAACUACUUUGACUUCAGCCUCGAGUGUGAGACAGUGGACCAGGCUGUGGAGACCUAUGGGCUGCAGAAGAUCACGCUGCUGCGGGAGAUCUCCCUGAAAACUGGCAUCCAGAUCCUGCUGAAGGAGUACAGCUUCGACAGCCGCCACAAGCCCGCCUUCACGGAGGAGGACGUGCUCAACAUCUUCCCCGUGGUCAAGCACGUCAACCCCAAGGCCUCGGACGCCUUCCACUUCUUUCAGAGCGGGCAGGCCAAAGUACAGCAGGGCUUCCUAAAGGAGGGAUGUGAGCUUAUCAAUGAGGCCCUGAACCUGUUUAACAACGUGUAUGGGGCCAUGCACGUGGAAAUCUGUGCCUGCCUGCGCCUGCUUGCCCGCCUCCACUACAUCAUGGGUGACUACGCCGAGGCCCUCAGUAACCAGCAGAAGGCCGUGCUAAUGAGUGAGCGAGUGAUGGGCAUCGAGCACCCCAACACCAUCCAGGAAUAUAUGCACCUGGCGCUCUACUGUUUCGCCAGUAGCCAGCUGUCCACCGCCCUGAGCCUGCUGUACCGCGCCCGCUACCUCACACUGCUCGUGUUCGGGGAGGACCACCCUGAGAUGGCGCUGCUGGACAACAACAUCGGGCUGGUGCUGCACGGAGUGAUGGAGUAUGACCUAUCGCUGCGCUUCCUGGAGAAUGCGCUGGCCGUCAGCACCAAGUACCACGGGCCCAAGUCCCUCAAGGUGGCCCUCAGCCACCACCUGGUCGCCCGGGUCUAUGAGAGCAAAGCCGAGUUCCGCUCCGCGCUGCAGCACGAGAAGGAAGGCUACACCAUCUACAAGACGCAGCUGGGCGAGGACCACGAGAAGACCAAGGAGAGCUCCGAGUACCUCAAGUGCCUGACCCAGCAGGCCGUGGCCCUGCAGCGCACCAUGAACGAAAUCUACCGCAACGGCUCCAGCGCCAACAUCCCGCCCCUCAAGUUCACAGCCCCCAGCAUGGCCAGCGUCUUGGAGCAGCUGAACGUCAUCAACGGCAUCCUCUUCAUUCCUCUCAGCCAAAAAGACUUGGAGAAUCUGAAAGCUGAAGUGGCGCGGCGGCAGCAGCUCCAGGAGGCCAGCAAGAAUAGGGAUAAGGCCGAGGAGCCCAUAGCCACCGAGCCGGAGUCCGCGGGGGCCUCAGAGGAUACGGCUGCCCAGCCCCCAGCUGCCAAGGACCCUUCCUCCCCGAGCUUGCAGGGGUAG